CCCCAUGCGCAAGCUCGCGAGCAUCUGCUCUUUCACUCGGCAUCUCUUUCUCCUGCUCUCUGUGAAACAGAAAAACCAUUAAUCCGAGACUGAAGAGGGAGCCUUGAACUUUUGGUUCAGAAGAGAUCGUGUACACACACACAUAUAUAUAUAUAUAUAUAUAGAUAUAGAGGCAGGCCCACCCAGAGGGCCAGAACCCCUCCAACAGAAGCCUCACUGAAACCAAUCUGAAAAGGCCUGAAACAACUCCAACUUAGGAAAUUAUUUCUUGGGAUUCGUUCCCUACGAAGAUCUCCAACAUGCCCUUUUUUUUUUUAUAAAGAAAUUAUUUUGGGAGUUCUCGUGGGCUUUUGGUAGGAUUUAUUACGAGUGGACUUGAAAAAUCAUUAAAGUAAAAUAGAACGAGUCAUUGGCGGCUUGUUUUAAUCUGUGACUUUAUGUACAGGAGAGGGUCGAUCAUUACUUUCUGUUGUUCCUGGUCCUCCUCACUCCUUCAGUACUUUUGUAAAAAGCAAGGAAGUUUACCAAGUAUUUUUACAAAUUUGAUAUUGAAGUGUGUUGCCUUUUCCUUUCGAGAUUAUAAUAACCAGAUUUUUUAAUUGUUGGUUACCAAAUAAUUGAAGGGAUUAUUUGAUUUUCCUUCUAGCAAGGAAGUCUAUUUUGGAUGUAUUGAUAUCAUGUUGCAUUGACCCACUUGUGUGUGUGUGUGUGUGUGUGAGAGAGAGAGAGAGAGAGGCAUAUAUCAAAUGAUGAACCAUGGCUUGGAGGUCAUCGUCGUGGGAGAGAGAGAGAGAGAGGCACAAAUCAAACGAUGAACAAGGCUUGGAGGUCAUCAUCACUCUUAUCUGAACCUCUAUUUCUGAUGAGAUGUAUCUGAUCUUUCUUUCGAGGUUGGCUUUCAUGGCAUACCAUGUUGGCUUAUUAAGAGAAGAAUUCUGAGAAGAAGCCACUCCUUCCCCCAUCACCAAGCCACUUCCGUCCACCACCACCAACACGUACAAAUACGUACGUCCACUUCUGCUCUCCAACCACGCAGUCCACUCUUCCAUUACCGAGUCCACAUGCAACUGUAAUAUAAACAUCGAAAGAAGAAUUUUAUUCCAUGGCUCGCGAACGGUGUGAAGAUAAAUCCGGGAACAUGGUUUCUUCAGCUGGCUUUUGUUACUCAGAUGUUUCAUCAAGUAACCCGUCCAUUCAGGCUCAUCUGGCGAACCAGAUCCAAGGCUUUGAGUCCAACCCAGAGAUAUUCAACUUGACCACGGGCAUGGAGAUGAUAGGGUUUUCAAAGAAUCUACAACAACCAAGUGAUCACAGUAACUCAGUCAUGUGGAAAGAGUUCUUUGGCAAGUCUCAAAGCCGCCCCGGUCCAUCCUCGUCAAAUACGAUCAACGAAUCCACGAGUGAUUUUUAUCAGCAGGAGUACAAUAAGCCUGAUUUCACAACUGGUAUUUCUGAAACAAGUAGUGGGAAACUUGUAGUUGGAGCGCCACACGACUCUGGAGCUUGGCAAGAGAACAGAUUGCUCGUUGAUGAUUCUUCUUUAAGGUGCGUGUUUCCUUGUGAAGGAAAUGAAAGGCCAAGUCAAGGCCUAUCACUCUCUCUUUGUUCAAGCAAUCCUUCCUCUAUUGGGGUGCAGUCCUUUGAGCUAAGGCACACCAAUCAUCGCCAUCAAGACCAACAUGAUGAUUUGAGGUUCAUUGCUUCGAGCUCUAGAGAUGGGUUUUGUGGAAAAUCAUCAACUAUCCAACAGGAACAAAUAAGGCAAGAUGGAUCUUUAGUAAAAGCUUCAACUCUUCAUCAAGGUCAGUUCCAGCUCAGGAACUCAAAGUACUUGACCCCUGCACAGGAACUUCUGAACGAGUUCUGUAGCCUUGGGACAAAGCAAACUGAUCCACUGCAGCAAAAGGCCCACAAGGCCAAGCAGUGGAAUGAGGAUACUGGCAGUAGUUCUUCCAGAAAGCAGGCUCUUUACUCCCUCGAAUACAUGGAGUUGCAGAAAAGAAAAACAAAACUACUUUCGAUGCUGGAAGAGGUGGACAGGAGGUACGGGCGCUACUGUAAUCAAAUGAAGGCAGUAGUGUCGUCUUUCGAAGCCGUGGCUGGCCAUGGGGCGGCGACUGUCUACUCCGCGUUGGCUUCAAAAGCCAUGUCGAGGCAUUUUAGAUGUUUGAAAGAUGGAAUUGUGGGUGAGAUUCAGGCAACCAAGACAGCCAUGGGUGAAAAGGAUACUGUUGCACCCGGUACAACCAGAGGCGAAACUCCGAGACUUAGGAUUCUUGACCAAACACUAAGGCAAGAGAAGGCGUUUCAGCAAAUGAACAUGAUGGAGAGCCAUCCAUGGAGACCCCAACGCGGCCUUCCUGAGCGAUCCGUUUCUGUUCUACGAGCGUGGCUUUUUGAGCAUUUUCUCCACCCGUACCCAAGCGAUGUUGAUAAACAUAUCUUAGCCCGCCAAACAGGUCUCUCAAGGAGCCAGGUAUCCAAUUGGUUCAUCAAUGCAAGGGUGAGGCUGUGGAAGCCCAUGGUGGAAGAAAUGUACGUGGAAGAGACAAAAGAGCAUGACAACAACUUGACUUCCUCAGAUGGUGUUACAGAUCUUGACGACAAUAUUGGCCGGAAAAAUCAAACGCGACUCGAUCAGGAUAAAAAACCUACGCAGGACCAACUUGUUCGAAUAGACUCUGAGUGCCUCUCUUCCAUCAUCAAUACCAACCAAAACAAAAAUGACUCUAAAACCAGUACUAAAACCCUGCAAAAUGAUCAUCACCAGAUCAUGUACCAACAACAUGAUUUCGGGCGGGUCACAGCGGAGACGUAUGGGGCUAUGGAGCUGGACUUUUCAUCUUACAAUAAUCAACCCUCGGCAGGAGCGGUUUCUUAUGCUAAUAACAAUGCUAAUCAGAGUUUCAACGGUGGUGGAGUGUCUUUGACAUUAGGGUUAAUGCAACAGCAUGGUGGGAGUGGGGUGAGCUUAGCCUUCUCGCCCGCCUCUCAGAGUUCUCUGUUUUAUGCUAGAGAUCCCAUUGAAGAAUGCCAAACAGUUCAGUACUCGCUUCUUGACAGCGAGGGACAGAAUCUUCCAUACAGAAACUUGAUGGGAGCGCAGAUGCUUCACGACUUGGCUGGAUAGAAUCAAAAUCAUGCAUGCAGAAAAUUCGAUGGUUGGAGGGUUUAGAGAAAGAGGUUUUUAUCAACGUACGGACGGUAAAUUGGUGAUGCAUGGUAGUUGAAUUGUUUUAGGUACAUAUAAAUACUUCAUACAUACAUAAGUUAAGCUAUAUAUACGUGGUCAGAUAAUAUAUGAAUAUGAUGAUCACCUCCAUGCAUGGCUAGCAAUUUUGCUAGAAACUUUUCUUGGCUGAAAGAACUAAGAUCAACACCUUUUUCCCUUAGGCUAAUUUCAGUUUGCUGGUGAUUGAUCAUGCAAAUUAAGAAUAUUGCAUGUAGAUGAAAUUAAUUCCUUUCCAGUUUUCGGCA
This is a messenger RNA of Carya illinoinensis, 3477 nucleotides long. RefSeq names its product homeobox protein BEL1 homolog. The coding region runs from base 1103 to 3130 and encodes 675 amino acids. Gene Ontology annotation, biological process: regulation of transcription by RNA polymerase II. Gene Ontology annotation, molecular function: DNA-binding transcription factor activity, RNA polymerase II-specific; RNA polymerase II cis-regulatory region sequence-specific DNA binding. NCBI's taxonomy places the organism in Eukaryota, Viridiplantae, Streptophyta, Magnoliopsida, Fagales, Juglandaceae. The record is from RefSeq and is a predicted model, not a curated record. The transcript is spliced from 5 exons.